AUGUCUUUCUCUCACACUGGCGAUGUUCCGCCACCUCCGCCCCGGCCGCUUGUCGAAAAGGCCCGAACUCCGGCUCCGGCCCCACCGCCGCCAACCGUGCCCCCGACAGGAUCCCCUGGAGCUUUCUUGGUCGAAUUACUGAUCUUCAAUGGCUCGCCAUUCAAAGAUCACUGGGCAUACUUUGUACGCUCUCGCGCCGAUGAUGAUAUCGGUGUCAAGAUCCACGCGACCGGUGAUGUGCGUAAUGGCUUCAAAUUCGAGGUCAAACGCAGUCAUGACCUCACAAACACCUCAGAUAUCCCUACAAAAAGAGUUUCGCUGCAGUGGGUUGAUGCUCAGCACUUUAAAGCAGACGCGAUGCUCAACUGGGGAGUGGAAGAGAUUGAUGAGAGGCCUGUCUGCGGUUUUGAGGCUAGUGCGUACAAAGCGAAGGCCCCUGGGAAGACUUUGAAUGCAGUUGAAGAUAAGGAUCAAUCCGUUGCUGUACAAGAUAUCCCGGCUCCGGAACCUGGACCAAGAGAAAUUCUCGUCCGCGUCAGAGCAGUUGCGCUCAAUCAUGUGGACGCGCUCUAUACAAACAAGCCAAUUGCGGCACAAGAGUACCGUGUAGUCGGUAGUGACUUCGCUGGGGAGGUCGCCAGUGUUGGCACAGACAUCCAGAACAUCGAUGAUCCCCGUGUCAAGAUUGGAACACAUGUAGCUGGCUUCGUUCAAGGCGGCCAGUUGAACAACCCAGGACCUUUUGCCGAGUACGUCGUCAUUGACUAUGACCUCACAUGGAAUAUUCCCAUCGAGAUGUCGUUCCAAGAAGCUGCUACUGUCAGCUUGUGUGGACUUACAGCCGCGCAAGGUGUCUUCAGCCGACUCGAGCUCCCGGGGCCAUUCACCCAACCCCGAAGUUUCGACCACCUCAGACUCGCCAACGAAGAGCCCGUAAAUGUCUUCAUCUACGGGGCAACAACAUCCUUAGGUCUCUUUGCCGCACAGCUUGUGCGCCUGGCUGAGAAAACUUUCGGCACUCAGAUCCGUCUCAUCGGUGCCGCCAGCAGUGCAAAACACGGCAUGCUGCGCCAAGCCCCUUAUUUGUACGACGAGCUAGUUGACUACAGAGACGCUGACUGGCAAGAAUCGGUACGCAAAGUCUGCGGCAUAAGUGGCGGAGUCCAUUACGGCAUAGACGCGGUCUCGCAGUCUCCGUCCGUCGAACGUGUGCAUGAUACGUUGGUCAACGAGGGAAAGCUGGCGGUGUUCCGAGCACCGGCCCUCGCAGGGUUUGAUCCAUCGAAGCUCAGUAUCAAGCCGGUGACAGGUGCAGUCUGGGAGGGUCUUGGCGUAGAGAUCCAGUACCAAGGCAUCACAUUCCCAGCCAACCUCGAAGCCCGUGAGUUUGCAACACAGUUCUAUAACUAUCUCGGAUCGGAAGCGUCGUUGGGAAAGGUCAAGUUGCAGGCAAACCCGGUUCGCAUGAUGCGAGGAGGACUAGAGAACAUCGCAUCGGAAGGCAUCCCGCUCUUUGGUCCGAAGCAGGUCAAUGAGCCGCCGAAGGAUCACAUGCGUCCUGUUAGUGGAGAGAAGGUUGUCUAUACCGUUUCUUAG
Molecule: messenger RNA, 1596 nt
Organism: Colletotrichum costaricense
Lineage: Eukaryota; Fungi; Ascomycota; Sordariomycetes; Glomerellales; Glomerellaceae
Exons: 4
Coding region: 1-1596 (531 amino acids)
Molecular function (GO): oxidoreductase activity, acting on NAD(P)H
Source: RefSeq, a predicted model, not a curated record